Molecule: messenger RNA, 3503 nt
Organism: Solea solea (common sole)
Lineage: Eukaryota; Metazoa; Chordata; Actinopteri; Pleuronectiformes; Soleidae
Gene: gpr101
Product: G protein-coupled receptor 101
Exons: 2
Coding region: 694-2058 (454 amino acids)
Biological process (GO): G protein-coupled receptor signaling pathway
Cellular component (GO): membrane
Molecular function (GO): G protein-coupled receptor activity
Source: RefSeq, a predicted model, not a curated record
GCUCGGAGACAGGACCAGACCGUAAGUAGCCUAUAAGACUGUGGAGCAGGACUGAAAGCUGAUUAAAAUAAUAAACGUCUCAUCUGCGCCGAAAAGAACGGAUCAGCUAAACGGGUAGAUGAUGUGUUCGUCUGGAGGAGAGACUCCCCGCUGGGCGAAGACACGGAUCGUCACUCCGUACGUGUGAGCCGAGCCGUGAAAAGCUCAGUGCCAUUGACUGGAGCUGAGGCUGCAAUGGGGAGCAAAGCGGUGAGAAACGAGCGCGUCUCCGCGCGAAUCAUCACAUCAGCGAUCACCUGCGCAUAUUAACGCGUUAUUCCCACAUCGAUGUGGACUGGUGCUGAUGCUGCGAGGAGGAUGAGGAUGAGGAGGAGGAGGAGAGGGCCUGCUCGGCGGGUGAAACGUUCAGGGGAUUAAACGCCGGUCACGAUGAGCAUCAGUAUUAAUGAUCCUCACAGUCACAGUGAUGUGACUCCACUGUGCUGUGUUUCCUGGAUGAAGGUGGGGUGCAAAUGAAAAUACAGCGAGAAGCAUCAGAUACAUCAGCUCAUUUGUGUGGCAGCCUGAAAGCAAAACCAAACCCGAGCUGCUUCGCUCUCCUGCCAUUGUGCUACUGCUGCUGCUGCUGAUGAUGAUGAUGAUGAUGAUGGUGGGAUUUACCUGACUCUACUGUAUGCACAUCUGCUGGAUGUGAUGGACACAUGCACUGGUGCAGGACAAACAAUGCAAAGCUCUCGUGCACCAGGUAUGGGCACAAAUGUUACAGAUGUUCCUGGGGAGCCAGGUUUCACAGAGCCGGCGUGGUUGUCCACAGCCAGCUGUGUGGUCAAGAUAGUGCUCAUAUCCGUCAUUGUGUGUGUGUCUUUGUUUGGGAACGUGGUGGUCCUGCUGGUGUUCCAGAGGAAGCCUCAGCUACUGCACGUGGCCAACCGCUUUGUCCUCAACCUCCUCUUGGCAGACCUCCUGCAGACCAUACUCGUCAUGCCCUUUGCCAUGGCGGCCGCCGUCCCAGGCGUGUGGCCCCUGGACGUGCGACUGUGCCAGGCCCUGGUGGUGCUCAUGCACAUUUUCGCCUUUGCUGGGGUCAACACCAUCAUAGUGGUCUCUGUGGAUCGCUACCUGGCCAUCAUCCACCCGCUUUCCUAUCCCACCCGCAUGACCCCUCACCUGGGCACCAACCUGAUCAUCUGCACAUGGGUGCUCAGCUUCCUGCAGAGCACGCCUCCUCUUUACGGCUGGGGGAUCAUUGACUUUGACCGGCACCACAACAUGUGCUCCGUGGUGUGGUCUUCCAGCCUGUCCUACUCCACUGUGGUGUCCACCUUUUCGUUCUGGCUACCUGUGCUCAUUAUGCUUGGAUGUUAUUGGAUGGUGUUCAGAGCAGCUCGGCGGCAGAACGCACUUGUGCACCCAAUACAGACACAGUCCUACUCCCAGCCCUCCCCACAAGACGUCCAGGGAACUGGGAGUCCACAGCAGCAGCCCCAGGCUCAGACAACGAGGUCACCCGAUGGGCCUUACCCGGCCAGGGGUUACCCCGUUCGAGUCAGGCACCGACGCUUCCACUAUCACUGCAAGGCAGCUCGUGUGGUGUUUGUCAUUAUGGCCUCUUAUAUCCUCAGCAUGGGGCCUUACAGCAUACUGAAUACAAUCUCUAUGAGCUCCAGAGCAGCCGUACCCCCCUGGUUGUCCUCUCUUGCCCUUGUGCUCUUCUUCUUACAGUGCUGCCUACACCCAUACAUAUAUGGUUACAUGCACCGGAGUGUGAGGAAGGAAUUCCUGGCUCUGCUCUGUGGACUGUUCUGCAAACAGGGCCGUGCCAGCCAGAGCUCGGCCGUGGAGAGCUGCUUCACCACUACAGGUGAGGGCCGCUCGGGUGCCCACCCUCACCUGCCCAGUCUGGCUGCUCGAGUCCUCCCUCUGCGGACCUGGGAAGAAUGCACAACAUCGUCCUCCCCCACUUUUGAGAGGAAGUCAAGGGACAGCCGUAAAGACACCACCUCGACCAGCAUCAGCUCAGAGAGGGAGCUCACAGUCCACAGCAAACAAAGCACAUGAACUCAGUGGGUUGUAUUCGACGAAUAUGACUUUUUUUUUUUACAACAGGGUUAUUGCUAAUGAAGUUGCUGACACUGGGAAUAUUGGUAUUCAUCACCAACAUCAUCAAUCACUACGACUUAAUUUGCCAUGCAUUUGUAAAAGUACCUGAGCAUUCACUGUUGUAUUAUACAUUUGUAAUAGAAACAGCGUAAAGAAAUCUUAGAAGAGUAUUUAUUUUCACUAGAUCAAAUCUUGAAAAAUACAUAGCUAAAACAAACGUUUUAUGUUUUGGGUCUACAAACUGUUACUUGUACUAUCUGCUGCUACAUAAAAGGUGGCAUUUUAAUUGAAUGGAAGCCAGAAGUGGAAUUUAUUUGGUUUUAGAUCAUUGUAAAUGAGUUUUUAGUUAUAAUUAGUUGUCUUUGAUAAAGGUAUCAAUCUGCAUAAACGACACAAGUAUCUCUUUUGAAAUGUUACGUGUGUGUAUGUGUGUUUUAUCAUUUGUGAUCCUGCCAGUCAGAGGAUGUACCGUCUUUGUGUUAGUGAAUGUCAGCGUCACAUGCAAUUUACAAACUCAGGAUAAUUGCUUUUAAGGGGGAAAGAAAAGAAAUAUUUGUAGCGCUUUAUUCUGUUGUUGAGCAAGUGAACUUAUGUACGUAUGUUUAUGUCCUUGUCACAUUAUCGUUUUUUCGAGUAGAUGAAUUGGUGCCUGUUGGGGUUGGUGACUUCUUUCUCCCACACAAAAACGUUUAUCUUGGCCUCCUUGUUGUCCACCUUUCAGUGUCAAUGGAAUCCACGUUUUCCAUCUUGGUAAUGUUUUUUUUUUUUUUGUCAAAAAACAUACCGUGUGCAGAGAAUACGGUAAAAGAAAACAACAUGGAUUCAAAUGUGUUUUUUGUUUUUUUUUUUAGCAUUGGCUGCAUUAUGUACCACAGGAUUCCCCCCAAAAAAACUCUAUUAAACCUUGUACAUUUGUAAAGAUACCACACAGACACAGUAUUUGAGUGGACAAAGCUACCACGGAGAGGAUUAGCACUCAUGUGAGUACUUAUGUUGUGUAACUACCAUGACUCAUCACAUCGAGCAGCAAUUCAGUGAGUUGAUUGGAUAGAUGAUGUCGUACAGUCGCAUGACAUUAUGUGCAUUAUUUCACAUUUUGUAACUAUUAGAUAAAAAGAAAUAUAUGUAUUUUAUUAUUGAUAUUAUUAUUAUUAUUAUUAUAAUACUGUGAUUGUUUUGGGGGAAACAAGUCCACACCACAGUAUUUUAACUGACAAUCAAGCUUCAGUAAGUUUGAUCGUGUUUCCCUGUACAGGACUAUGAGGUACAGAGCAACGUAGAUACAAGACAUUUGUGUUUUAAGUGCUUUAAAUCGACAUAUUUUUGUGAUUUAUAUUGUGCAUUUGUAUUACUUAUCGUUUAGAUGAAGCGUUCUGUUGUUGAAUAAAAGUGUACUAUAUGUA